This is a messenger RNA of Penicillium mononematosum, 501 nucleotides long. Its product is annotated as acyl carrier protein. Bases 1 to 501 code for a protein of 166 amino acids. The record is from RefSeq and is a predicted model, not a curated record. Lineage: Eukaryota; Fungi; Ascomycota; Eurotiomycetes; Eurotiales; Aspergillaceae. Gene Ontology annotation, molecular function: phosphopantetheine binding. The transcript has 2 exons.
AUGCAACAGAAGCUGGACACCAGCAUCUGGGUGGGUAUCAACGAGGGCCUCCUGCGUCGCAUCCUCUGCUUUUCAAUUCUGCAGCAACGACCCGAUGCGCUAUCGACACUCUCCGCCACGCAGAUAAUCACCGGUAUCCCGUCUCUUUACCACCACUGGGCGUACAGCAACCGGCGGUGGGGGGGGCAGAGCUCGGCUGGUUCCAAGGAGAUUCAGACAUUGUUGCUGCUGCUUCGAUCCAAAUCCCCGGAUAACGCAGCCCAGCUUGCAGCGACUGUGAAGAUGGUGAAUAAGUGCUUUGUGAGAGUCCUUCGGCUCUCGGAGCCCAUCGAUACCGGACGGCCUCUCUCGGUUUACGGCAUUGAUUCCCUGGCGGCUGUGGAAGUCCGAAACUGGCUUCGAGUUGAACUUGGGGCUUUAGUAACUACAUUGGAUAUUCUGAACGGUUCGUCGCUAAUCGCUCUUUGCGAGAAGGUUGUAGCGAAAGUGACCACUCCAUAG